Molecule: messenger RNA, 5824 nt
Organism: Numida meleagris (helmeted guineafowl)
Lineage: Eukaryota; Metazoa; Chordata; Aves; Galliformes; Numididae
Gene: ADAMTS2
Product: ADAM metallopeptidase with thrombospondin type 1 motif 2
Exons: 22
Coding region: 397-3504 (1035 amino acids)
Biological process (GO): proteolysis; extracellular matrix organization
Molecular function (GO): zinc ion binding; metalloendopeptidase activity
Source: RefSeq, a predicted model, not a curated record
GCUGCCCCGCGGCGUCCCGGGCACAGAGAUGCCAUUCUGAGGAAUAUAGAGGAGUACAGCCUUGUCAUCCCCACCAGCACCGACUCAGAGGGCAGGUUCCUAUCCCACCUGGUGUCCGGACCGCCAAAAGCACGCUUCAGGAGAGCUGCGGACAACUUGCAACAAGAAGCAGCAAAUGAGCAAAUAUUUUACAAUGUCACUGUUUUUGGAAGAGAGUUUCACUUCAGGUUGCGGCCAAACUCCAGGCUCGUUGCCCCUGGAGCAACAGUUGAAUGGCAGGAGGACUCGGAUGAGACUCGCAUCGAACCUCUCUAUGGGAAUUGCCUCUAUGUUGGGGAUAUCACUGAUCUACCAAAUGCUUCAGUUGCUAUCAGCAAUUGCGAUGGGUUGGCUGGCAUGAUUCGCACGGACAAGGACGAGUUCUUCAUUGAACCUCUGGAGAAGGGGACCCGCGAGGAGGAGGAGGAAGGAGGCAGAACACACGUGGUCUAUCGCAGGGCAGCUGCCAAGAAGCAACUGCCUAUUGAGGAUGCAGACACCCUGUAUAAAGCGCCUAACCUCACUAAUUUGGAUGGUCUGGACAGUGCACUGAGCCUUAUUGAAGAUCGGGUGCACAGAUCGAGGCGGCGCCACCGGAGGCACGCGACGGAUGAUGAUUACAACAUCGAAGUCCUUCUGGGGGUCGAUGACUCAGUUGUUCAGUUCCAUGGGAAAGAACAUGUUCAGAAGUAUCUGCUGACCCUGAUGAACAUUGUUAAUGAAAUUUACCAUGACGAGUCCCUGGGAGCUCACAUCAAUGUUGUCCUGGUGAGGAUAAUCCUGCUGAGCUAUGGCAAGUCCAUGAGUCUAAUAGAGAUUGGGAACCCUUCUCAAAGUCUGGAGAAUGUGUGUCGCUGGGCCUACUUGCAACAGAAGCCAGACACCGGGCAUGCAGAAUAUCACGACCAUGCUAUCUUUCUCACAAGGCAGGAUUUUGGUCCAUCUGGCAUGCAGGGCUAUGCUCCAGUCACUGGAAUGUGUCAUCCUGUUCGAAGCUGCACUCUCAAUCAUGAAGAUGGUUUUUCAUCUGCAUUCGUGGUGGCUCAUGAAACUGGACAUGUUUUAGGCAUGGAGCACGACGGCCAAGGAAACAGAUGUGGGGAUGAAGUCCGCCUGGGGAGCAUCAUGGCCCCCCUCGUGCAAGCUGCCUUCCACCGCUUCCACUGGUCCCGCUGCAGCCAGCAGGAGCUGAAUCGAUACCUCCAUUCCUACGAUUGUCUGCGCGAUGAUCCCUUCGAACAUGACUGGCCUUCCCUUCCACAGCUGCCAGGAAUUCACUACUCCAUGAAUGAACAGUGCCGUUUUGAUUUUGGUUUGGGCUACAUGAUGUGCACAGCUUUUCGUACAUUUGAUCCCUGUAAGCAGCUGUGGUGUAGCCACCCUGAGAACCCCUACUUCUGCAAAACAAAGAAAGGGCCUCCGCUGGACGGGACCAUGUGCGCACCAGGAAAGCACUGCUUUAAAGGUCACUGCAUCUGGCUGACACCGGACAUCCUGAAGCAGGAUGGGCACUGGGGGGCAUGGAGUAAGUUUGGCUCCUGCUCUCGCACCUGUGGCACGGGGGUGAAGUACAGGACGCGGCAGUGUGACAAUCCGCAUCCAGCCAACGGAGGCCGCACGUGUGUGGGGCCGAGCUAUGAGUUCCAGCUCUGCAACACUCAGGAUUGCCCUAAGGACUUCGAGGAUUUCAGAGAGGAGCAGUGCAGGCAGUGGGAUCCAUACUUUGAGUACCAGAACACGAAGCACCACUGGCUGCCCUACGAGCAUGCUGAUGCCAAGGAAAGGUGCCACCUGUACUGCGAAUCCAAGGAGACAGGGGAUGUUGUGUACAUGAAGAGGAUGGUCCACGAUGGGACCCGCUGCUCCUACAAAGACGCUUACAGCAUCUGCGUGCGGGGAGACUGCUUGAAAGUUGGGUGUGACAGGGUCAUAGGAUCCACGAAGCAGGAAGAUAAGUGCGGUGUUUGCGGAGGAGAUAAUUCCCACUGCAAAGUGGUGAAAGGAACGUUUUCAAGAGUACCAAAGAAACAAGGACACAUUAAGAUGUUUGAAAUUCCUGUUGGGGCAAGACAUUUACUUAUACAGGAAUCGGACGCCACCAGUCAUCAUCUCGCAAUUAAAAAUCGUGAAACGGGAAGAUUCAUUUUAAGUGAAGACAACUACGUGCCAGAUUCUAAAGUAUUUAUUGACAUGGGUGUGGAGUGGGAAUAUCGGAAUGACGAUAAUAGAGAAACCGUGCAGACCAUGGGGCCUCUGCGUAAUGGAAUAGUUAUUCUGGUGAUUCCUCACGGUGGUGCCAAGAUAUCUCUGACUUACAAGUACAUGAUCCAUGAAGAUUCCUUGAACGUAGAUAACAAUAAUGUUUUGGAAGAGGUCUCAGUGUCGUAUGAAUGGGCUCUGAAGAAGUGGUCCCAAUGUUCAAGACCUUGUGGAGGAGGCUUCCAGUUCACGAAAUACGGCUGCCGGAGGAAGACGGACCACAAGAUGGUUCAUCGGAGUUACUGCGAGCUGAUCCCGAAGCCGAAGCCCAUUCGCAGGGUGUGCAACCUCCAGGAGUGCUCGCAGCCCAUAUGGGUUACAGGAGAGUGGGAGCCUUGCAGCAAAAGCUGUGGGAAAACAGGAUACCAAGUGCGAUCUGUGCGGUGCAUCCAACCCCUGCACGACAACACAAAUCGGUCUGUUCACACCAAGUACUGCAACAAUGACCGUCCGGAGGGCAGGAGGCCUUGCAACCGGGAGCUUUGUCCAGCACAGUGGAGAAUAGGACCCUGGUCUCAGUGCUCUGUCAGCUGUGGCAAUGGCACGCAGGAUCGCCCAGUCCUGUGCCGGACCAGAGACAACGCCAUUGGCCUUUGCAAAGAAGCUAAACCAGAGAAUGUAAGGAUUUGCAGACUACCUCCAUGUCCAAGAAAUGUUUCUGAUCCUUCAAAGAAAACCUACAUGAUACAAUGGCUGUCGAGACCUGAUCCAGACUACCCUAUCCAGAAAAUAUCUUCAAAAGAUCAUUGUCAAGGAGACAAGUCAAUGUUCUGCCGCAUGGAAGUUCUCUCUCGGUACUGUUCAAUUCCCGGUUACAAUAAGCUCUGUUGCAAGUCCUGUAAUAUGUACAACAACAUAACAGAAGAAGGCAACGCAACCGAUUCUAACGUAAAUAAGAAUAAUGUCAUUGAGGAGGAGCUCCUGACAACCCUCAGCCCUCUCAUGGGAGUUUCCACCACACAACCUGCCACCAGCAGCCCUCCUCCUGUUUCCAAACCCCACGUGCCUCCUUCCAAUGCCACCGACGAGCACCCCGAAAUUAACGCGGUGGACGUGCCCUAUAAAAUCGAUGGGCUGGAUGACGAAGUGCCGCAGCACAACAUCAUCACGCAGAGGAGGAUACCUUAUGAAAGGACGAGGAAUCAAAGGAUCCAGGAGCUGAUUGCUGAGAAAAGGAAAAAAGAGACUCUCAGAAAAAUAAACUAAGAUGGGAAUAUGGCGCAAGCAACAUUUUUCUCUUAUAGAGAUGUUACCGACAUCGUAGUAUUGCCCAUGUUGUAGAGACUAAAAAUGGGGAAAAACCGAAGUGGUGCUAUGGCAGAGAUGCCAAAGUCUAAAGCCUACUAUAAAUGGAAAUGACAGAUUGUGUUGUAAGUGCUAAUCUGAACACUUUGAUGGCUAGGUUUUCAGGGUACAGUAGAGUAUUAGUGCAAUAUCGUGACAACAUUUCACUGAAUCCAAACAAACCUUAAUUCCUAGGCCAGGUUAGCAGGUUUUUUGUUUAUGGGCUCCUUUAAGUCUUCUGUGGCUGCGUAAAACUUCUUGGAAGCAGUAACGCGAGUUACGUUUACGAUGGAGGAAAAUGGUCCCGAGACAUUAAGAACCCCUUUAAUCCUGACAAGCAGGUGGUCAGCAAUCCUGUGAUGCUUCUGUGCAUUGUGUAGAGCCAGGUGCUAACCCAGCCCUGGUUCAGGGAGCUGCAUAAGGAUGAGCCAGACCACGCGUAGCUGCCUUCAGCUCAGCUGGCACAUGCUUAUGUAGCUUUCCUAACCAGGACUGUGUAAGAAAAUAUAUCGAAAAUUCUGUAGCCAUAUAUUUAUGUGUAAAUUAAAAACUGACAACCAGUAGCUUACGUAUUUCUGUAAACAUUUCAAAGGAUUCUUCUAAAAGUUUGAAUGCAUGCAAGGCGUUUCGUGUUAGGGCAGGUCUGGCCAACUUGGACUGGUGACAGCCCAGUCUUUGUGUUUACAGGUAUCCAUUCAUAUCACGCAGCAGCCUCAGUGAUCUUUGUUGGUUGGUGCUUUUUUUUGUUACCUGACUUUUUUCUACCCACAUGCUGUUUAAGUUAAAGAUGACUGGAUUCUUGUUGCCUUUUCUUUGGUGCUUUACUGGGAAAACACGUUGUUGGUUUUUUUUUUUUUUUUGCUCUCCCAUAGGACAAGGUUAUUUUUGAGGAAAUCAUUUUUUUUUAAAUUCUCUUCCUUUCCUUAGGACAGCUUGAUUGGCACAGAAGUGAACAGUUGUUCCCUGUGCCCUACAUCUACAUGCACAUGCAUGCAGCACCAGGUCUGCUGGAAACGCCGAGGUGUGGAACCUGACAACCCUUUGAGUACUUCUUUUCCCCUCAGGGUCAGCACAGUUUUCAUCAGUCAUUUCAGAUUCCUGCUUGGAGAUCAGGAGACAAACUCAGAUCAGUUGUUUGGUUUGGGGAUCGCGCUGGGUGGGAGGUGAUGGGGAGGUCGGUGCGAGCCAGCCUUCAGCAUCUAACGUCAGAAUUAUUUCUGCCAUCCCGACAGAGCAGCAAGGAAGGGAAUCAGGCACUGAAGGCUCCGUGCAGUCUGUGGAGGGCAGAAGUAGGUGCGGGUUUUAGCAGGUCUCUGCUUUUACGUGGACUAUGGAAGUAGGUGAGGAAAUGGUCCGUUCUCCCCAGGCCAGGACUCUCCCAGUAACGGCAGCGUGCACUGCUGCCCUUCCCUCUGCAGGGGGCAGCUCAGCUUUGCUUAUGUCUCCUGGCUUGGACUCUUCCCUUCGUUCCCUCUUUGCUGGUCAGCCUCCUGCAGAGCCCCAGCUUCCCUCAGAUCCUCCUUUUACCACUCUGCUCUGGUUCACACUGCCCCGUCAGGGAACAAGACCUCAUCCUCCAGCUAUCACACCGGCUGCAGCUGCUCGAGGUUUGAAGCAAAGGCAGCUCUAUGCCUGCACGCAGCCACGUGGGCAUCGGACACGCCAGAUUUCCAGUAGUCUGUAAGUUCUGCUGCUGCCGAAGAGCUUCAGAAGCAUUGCAAACAUUGCUACCUGCCUGCAGCCCUUCUGCAUCCAACCACCGUGGCCGAAUGCGCUGAAAAAGGGUCAAGAAAAAGCAGUUUUUGCAGCGCUUGGUUGUCAUCAGGAGCCUUGGAAGGCCAAGAGGCUGGUAUAGGAAAAGAGCCUGGCAGAGGUAUGGCCUGAAGCAGAGAAGGGAAGUUUUCAGCAGGUGUGACAUUGAGUCCCUUCGUAUGAGGACUGUGGUGAGGAGAGCUGAGGUGGUGCAGGGGUGGGAGCUGCACUGAAGGACACAGCGGCCAGGAAGCCCUGCAGGGCUGAUACGACCCUUCCACUGUGUGCCCCAGGAGGAGCACGCUGUCAGUGGCUGUAGUGAGUAUUUCUCGCAUUUCCUACUUCCUUUACACAGAUGCAGUUAAACCUAUCUCUUCCCCUUUGCAUUGUUAUCCUGCUUUUAGGUCCAUGGAAAAUUAAAAAACAAAACAAAACAAACAAAAAAAAACAGAACAGCAGCAAACCCAGGCUUUGUCAUAGCCUAAAACCA